AAAUUGGGAGAACAAAGGCAUAUAAAAGGCAGAAAGUUAUCAGCUAUCCAAAAUUUUCUAUUAAAGAUCAAAAUAUGGGGGCUUUUUAUAACUUUGGUAAUAAUAGGAGGAGCUUCUUCCAUCAAGCCAAAAUGUGGGAUGUGUCCUACUAUAACUCCUAAAGACGUUGACGUAACUCGAUUGGUUGGCGAUUGGGAGGAAUGGGAACGUAGUACUAACGCUAAGGACGAGACUGAGAGUUGCGGAAAAUUAUCGUUUUCCGCACCCGACGCCAACGGCGAUGUAAAAUUGAUUUUUUCCGCAGCUUCUUCAAUAGUAGGAGGUAAUUCCGUACUUGGUGGUAUAGCAAGAUUUGAUCAAAAUAAAAUAACCAUCGAUCUUCAUUUGCCGGUUUUGGGAAUUAUCACAAAUAUGACCUAUUACAUGCUCGAAAACGAUUACGACAAUUAUUAUGUUGUGUGGAGUUGUCAACAAUUUAGAAAGGGAUACAUACCUACGGUUUAUGUCAAAGUUCGAAGUCUAGAUUCAGUAAAUGGUCUUGAGGCGAUAGUUAAAAAUGCACUUAAGAAACGUGGUCUUCCAAUGGUACAGUUGACCAAAGAAAAACGAGCUGGUUGCGCUGAUUGUUUCAGCGACGAUUAAAAAUUAUUUUAAUUAUUGUACUGGCGAUAUGUGCAAGCUUAAAAUAAAUUUGAAAUAAAUAAAU
Molecule: messenger RNA, 706 nt
Organism: Cotesia glomerata
Lineage: Eukaryota; Metazoa; Arthropoda; Insecta; Hymenoptera; Braconidae
Exons: 4
Coding region: 139-642 (167 amino acids)
Source: RefSeq, a predicted model, not a curated record